AUGAAGAAAAUAGAUAUAUUCUGUGCAUCUCAAGCUUCAACAGCCAUAUGCAUGAGCAUGGAUCAACCUUCUUCCUCAUCCACCAUCCAACUUGGUGGCCGAACCCUCGAUCGCUACAACCCCAUUAUCAGAGACCAAAAAAGAACCCCAAGAACUCUCCCUUUAGCUCCUUGUACUUCUCAGCCAGCACCUAUCAACCCUGUACCUUAUCAUCUACUUCAUAAGAGCAAAAAAAGCAAUUCAAAGAAUAAAGCCAGUGAUCAAAGCAGCAACAAGAAGUCGAACUCUACAAAACCAAAACCAAAACCAAAACCAAAUGACCAAAAGACCAAGAAAAUCUCUUUUAAGUCAACUGAUAUUGAUGAUGAUAAGAAGAGUACUACUUAUCUUGAUGCCCCAAAAGAUAUUGUUAGAAGAAGCUGGGCAAAGCCUGGUGAUUUUAUUACCCCGCCUGGCUCGUCUAGAUAUCUUUUGGGUGACACAGCUUUCUUUGACGGGUUUACAGAUAAUGACCCAGUUUUAGCACAGCUAGUUCCAGUGGAAUCCAACAGGGCUACUCAAGCUUUAAGUAACGAUGAAUCUACCGCUUCAAAACCAUCUUCAUCUUCGAAUCCGAAUCAGGUUGUGGUUUUGAGAGUGUCACUACACUGCAAAGGUUGUGAAGGAAAAGUGAGGAAACAUCUAUCCAGAAUGGAAGGUGUGACAUCUUUCAACAUAGAUUUUGCAGCGAAGAAGGUGACAGUUGUUGGAGAUGUAACCCCAUUAGGUGUCCUGGCGAGCGUGUCAAAGAUAAAGAGUGCGCAAUUCUGGACAUCUACAACCCCAACUGCUGGCUCAAAUAACACAGAAGCGAUCAAGAAAUAA
This is a messenger RNA of Dovyalis caffra, 864 nucleotides long. Lineage: Eukaryota; Viridiplantae; Streptophyta; Magnoliopsida; Malpighiales; Salicaceae. The record is from the annotation of a GenBank genome assembly.